Amborella trichopoda is the source of this 1798-nucleotide messenger RNA. Its product is annotated as mitogen-activated protein kinase 13. Gene Ontology annotation, molecular function: ATP binding; MAP kinase activity. Lineage: Eukaryota; Viridiplantae; Streptophyta; Magnoliopsida; Amborellales; Amborellaceae. Gene Ontology annotation, biological process: protein phosphorylation. The record is from RefSeq and is a predicted model, not a curated record.
UUAUGUUUUUCAUGAACAUAACAGUACAUAUAAAAAAACAACCAAACAGAACAUAUAGAGAGAAGUAGACAGAAAACACGAUGUGAGAACUAGGGUUUUCGAUGGGCGACGAGGUGGUUCGUUUUUCUGGUUUGUUACAGGAGCACAGAAAACACGAUGUGAUGGGGAACGAGGAGGUUGGUCCUUCUGGUUCGUUGCAGGAGCACAUAAAAGAGGGAGAAGAAGCCAUAAAUGAUCGUGGCCUUGUACUUGUGAGGUACAUUAAUCAUGGUCUUGUGAGGUACAUUAAACACAAUGUGCAGGACAAAGUAUUUGAGCUUCCAGAAAAGUACAUCCCUCCCUUCACAGUCAUAGGAAAAGGGGCUUAUGGCAUGGUCUGUUCUGCCAUGGAUUCAGAAAGACAGAUAAGAGUUGCCAUCAAGAAGAUUGAGAAUGCAUUUCAAAACGGACUUCGUGCCAAGCUCACAUAUCGGGAAGUUAAGCUCAACGCCCAUCUUAGUGGCCAUGAAAAUAUUAUCGGGAUCAGAGAUAUCAUACGGUCGCCGCAGAGGGAGAAAUUCAACGACGUGUACAUUGUAUCCGAGCUCAUGGAAACUGAUCUUCAUCAGGUCCUCAGCUUACACGAGCCUCUCACUGAAUGGCAUCAAGUGUAUAUCUUGUAUCAAUUGUUGCGAGGAUUGAAGUACAUUCACUCGGCCAAUGUCUUGCACCGUGAUUUGAAGCCUUCAAAUUUGCUCGUGAGUUCUGACUGUACCCUUAAGAUAUGCGACUUUGGACUUGCGCGGAUUAAUUCUCCAAGAGCCCUUAUGAAUACAGAAGUGGUGACAUUUUGGUAUCGAGCACCAGAAUUACUCCUUGGUUACCCGAGAUAUACUUAUUCAGUUGACAUUUGGUCUGUUGGCUGUAUAUUCAUGGAAUUGGUAACUGGAAAACAUUUGUUUCCAGGUGCCAAUAGUACCGACCAACUCCAGCUUAUUUGUAAGCUACUUGGAUCACCUGAUGAAUCAAGCCUCUGGUUCUUACAAACUGAUGAAGCACGCCGAAGAUAUGUUCGACAAAUCCUACAUUUCCCCAAGCAUCAAUUAUCGCAGAGAUUUCCAGCUAUACCUCCGAUUGCCAUUGACUUGGUUGAGAAAAUGCUGGUCUUUGAUCCAAAUAAGCGCAUCACAUGUGAUGAGGCAUUGGCCCACCCAUACUUGGAAAAGCUACAUGACAUCAGCGAUGAACCAACAUGCACCUCACCUUUGAGUGCUGAUUUUGGCGAUUUACCAUUAACGAUAGAAGAUUUUAAGGAGCUUGUUUGGGAGGAAUCCUUGAAAUUUUCCCCAGAUCUGAAGCCAUAGCAAGUAGUGUUAGUUCAUUAUCAGCUUUGGCCUAUAAAGGGCAUCACUGGGUUGCUUAACCAGUGGAAUAACACAGAAGUGAUUGGUGCAGCAGUGUGGCAUGACCAUUGAUUCUUUGAUUCUUUUUCACAAUUGCAUUUAUUACUCAUAUGAGUAGUUUAAGACCUUCCUUUUAUCAAUUCAUUUGUGGCGCAAUACAUGGCCUGUCAAUUGGUUCUUUGUAUGAUGUGGGACAGGAGUAGUUACUUUGCUUGUUGUAUACUGGGUAGCAUGAGCAGGUUUUGGUCCGUCUCAUAUGAAGGGUGAUGGGUAGCACAACUUCAGUUAUGAAAUGGAAGAUGUAAGCCUUGUAAUUUUCUUUUGCUUAUUCAGAUAAGUUCUUGAAGUUGUGUACGGUAAAGUGUGACUUGCCUUUUUCAGUUUCGGAUAUGAAGAGGUAAUGCUUUUGAGAACAA